CGAUAACGAGUGCGGGUCAGGCUUCAUCUGCCAAGGUCAGAAGUGCGUUCAGCGGACUCCCUCCUACUCAGGUGCGACAGGUGCUUCUUCUCAUCGCGGAUCCUCUGGUAGUGGCAGCAACAGAAACACCGCCAGCGUUAGCGCGGACCCGUGCAGCCUGGGUCUGUGCGGCACCAACGCCAACUGCAACAACGUGAACGGCCGCGCGGUCUGCUCGUGCCCCGACGGUUACGAGGGCAACCCGCUGACCGCUUGUACCCGGGGAGAGUGCUCGCAGGACAGCGAGUGCCCGCCGGGGUUGGCCUGUGUGGGCGUGUCCUGCGUGGACCCGUGCUCUCGGAACGUCUGCGGCUCCGCUGCCGACUGCCAGGUGGUCAACCACCGGGCCAUCUGCAGCUGCCCGGUGGGCUACGUCGGGGAUCCCUUCGUCAGCUGCCGGUACAGAUCCGCUGGCGCCGACCAGACCGCCGGAGGAGGAGGGGUGGCGCGCACCGGCGGACACUCGACCGGUAGCAGGGUCGUGGUCGAUCGGGGCACGCGCUACCAGGACGCCUGCUCGCCUUCGCCGUGCGGCACGAACACCAACUGCAAGGUGCGCGGAGGCAGAGCCAUCUGCAGCUGUAUCGCCAACUACAUCGGCGACCCGCUCACCGGCUGCCGGGCCGAGUGCGUCUCAGACGCCGAGUGCGCGUCCCGGCAGGCCUGCGUCCAGAAUCGGUGCCGUAACGCGUGCACGGGCGCUUGCGGCACGGGCGCUCAAUGCGACGCAGUCAACCACCGGGCCAUUUGCAAGUGCCCGAAGUACUACCGCGGCGACGGCCUGACCGGCUGCUACCCGGAGUGCACCAGCCACUCUGAGUGCAGCGCCUCCCAGGCCUGCAUCCAGCUGCGCUGCGGCGACCCGUGCGCCGGCGCGUGUGGCGUGGGCGCCAACUGUCAGCCCCGCAACCACGUGGCCGUGUGCUCGUGUCCGCCCGGCUUCCUCGGCCACCCGUACGACCGGUGCACGCCGCCCAGCUCGUCUACCGCAGCCGUCAACAGCGCUGGGCAGGGGCCCCAGUACGCGUCGCCGUGUGCGGAGAAGGCCGCGCUCGCGGCAGGGUCUUCGGCUGGAGCCUUAGCCCACGGCCACUCAGGCUCAGGCAGCAUGUGCUCUCCGAAUCCGUGCGGAGCGUACGCCGACUGUGCUCCGGGCACCGACAAGACCGGCAAGCCGCGACCCGUCUGCACGUGCCCGCGCGGCUACCUGGGCGACCCGCUGACGGCCUGCCAGCGCGGCGAGUGUGAGGAUCAUUCCAACUGCCCGGCAAACCAGGCGUGCUACAACUACAUCUGCACCAAUCCCUGCUUGAGUGCCAGCGGCGGGAACGUGUGCGGCAUCAACGCCCUCUGCCGGGCCCAGGCGCACAAGGGCGUGUGCUACUGCCCGGCCGAGUACUCUGGCGACCCGCUCACCGAGUGCCGCCUGAAGCCUGUGGCCAGGGGGGGACAUCGCACCAAAAGAUUCAUCGACUUCCUGAUCAAAACACCGGCGCAUUAAUGCGCGUUGAGAUCGGCUCGGCAAUGGGAGGCCGACCAACCUCGGAGCGUGAAGAUGGCCUCCGCAGCCGAGGAUUCCUUCGAUGGGACGCCGCAUUGUUUUGCUUGCACCCUUCCCUGACUGUGUUCCGUUCCUGCUAAGUGUGAAAGACAUACGUUUCCUUAUAGGCGCGAGGUGGCAUCGAUUUUUGGCUGUGUUUUACUUCAUGUUGGAUUAUUGUAAUCGAUUCACGUUUAAACUCCACAGCGUUAUUCCAUCAGUGGUAUUGACAAAUUCGCGUUUCAGCGCGGAUCUGUUAAUCUGUCAAUCAAAGCGCUUCAUACUUGAAAAUGUUUGCCUUUGAAUAACAAUGACCGCAAAAUAUGGACGGAAUAAAGUGUUACGCCGACUAAGGUCGUCCUGCUUGCGAGCUGCUUAAUUGUAUUUCUCAGUGUCUUCUUCGCUAAGACACAUUUUAAGGUAAAUGUCUAGCAUACCCUCGAACUGUUUGCGGUUCCAAUUAGACAUGUCGGGAGUUUCAGGCUUAGAAAAUUCCCUGGGACAUUCCGUGAAUAAAACAAGUAUCUAAAA
Pollicipes pollicipes is the source of this 2110-nucleotide messenger RNA. RefSeq names its product neurogenic locus notch homolog protein 3. Lineage: Eukaryota; Metazoa; Arthropoda; Thecostraca; Pollicipedomorpha; Pollicipedidae. The record is from RefSeq and is a predicted model, not a curated record.